AGGGCGGGGUCAACCAAACGGCCCUGCUGAUAUCCUUCCGCUCUCACGACAUCCUGCACAGGAGGCGCCUUCCGCCACCGCCCGGCUUCUCAGUCAGUCGCUCCUUCCUUUGUGCCUUGCUGCCGGUCUCCUUUUGUUCCGGGAGGCUGCGGCAUUCCCCCGGCGGAUUCCCCUCUCUCUACGCAGCGAGAUGAUGACCGACGGCCGGGAAGACUCGGCGGAGCUUGUAGGAGAGGCCGCCCACCGCGGGCUUUCUGCUCGGGGAGCCCACAUAGCCGGCGGCGCGAACGGGCUGCUGGAGAAGGGGUUCGACAUGUAUAUCCGGGACCCCUUUGACGCGGAGCGGAACCCGCAGGGCAUUUUGAAUUUUGGAACAAGCGAGAACAGGCUUUGCUAUGAUUUAAUACACGGAAGGCUCACUAAACCUGACAUGACUUAUCUAGAGCCUCAUUUACUGCAGUACUCCGAUACACAGGGCAUUAAAAGCUUCAGAGAAGAAAUUGCAAAGUUUCUUACUGAGUAUGCAAAAGCUCCAUCAGCACUGGAUCCAGAACAUAUUACUGUGAUGAAUGGCUGUUGUGCCGUCUUCGCUACUCUUUCAACUGUAUUGUGUGAUCCUGGAGAUGGGUAUCUAAUUCCUGCUCCAUAUUAUGGUGGCAUAAAUUCCAAAACUUGGCUGUAUGGUGGAAUGCAGCCUGUUCACGUGCCCUUGUUCAGUGAGGUGACUAAUGAAGACGGUCGUCCAUUUCAGCUAACAAUUGAAAAAUUAGAAAUUGCAUAUAAGCGAGCGAUGGAGCAGGGCAUCCGAGUCAGAGCAUUAAUCCUGAUCAACCCUCACAAUCCAUUAGGGGACAUUUACCCAGCACAGUUACUGAAAGAAUGUCUAGAGUUUGCGCACAGAUAUCAAUUACACAUAAUAAUGGAUGAGAUUUACAUGCUGUCCGUAUAUGGUGAUACCACCUUCACAAGCAUCCUUAGUUUAGAUAGUUUACCAGAUCCUGACCGGACACAUUUUAUGUGGGGAUUUAGCAAGGAUUUUGGCAUGUGUGGUGUCAGAGUUGGCAUAUUAUAUACCAGAAAUGAUGAAGUCAGGAAAGCUGUUAAUAAGCUGGCAGUUUUUCAUGCAUGUCCUGGACCAGUGCAACAUGUUCUCAGCCAGUUUCUUAGUGACCGAGAAUGGCUGGAUAAUGUGUUUUUCCCUACCAACAGAAGAAGGCUUAAGGAAGCUCGGAAUAUUCUUGUGGAUGGUCUUGCAGAGAUAGGAAUACCUGUUUUUAAAAGCUCAGGAGGAUUAUACAUCUGGGCUGACUUCAGAAAAUUCUUAAAGUCACAGACAUUUGAAGCUGAAAUGGAUUUAUGGUGGAAGCUUCUCCAAGAAAAGCUUCUUAUUAGUCCUGGGAAAGCCUUUUGCUGUUAUGAACCUGGAUGGUUUAGAUUGGUCUUCUCUGAUUCAGUAGAUAAGAUUUACUUGUGCAUUCAGAGACUUCAACAAAUGCUGCAUGACAAGAUAGAUGAAUCCAUUCCCAUCUGUUCAUCUCUUGUAAAAAAUGAGUAUUGCAAGUCAGAUGAUGAAACUUCUAACUACAUGAGCACUUCAGUGGAUGAUGUUCCAGAAGGAUGUUCACACCUGAAAAAAAUAGCUGUUUUUUGAGAACUUGAAUACAGAUGCGUCAUGUUUUUCUUUUAUUGUAUAACUUCUCACUGUUUGUGAUUGUAACUUCACAGGCACGCCUUUCUUUCAUUGUAACUUGUAGUUAUCAACUUGGUUAGUAGAAUACUUGAACUGUUUUUUAUGUUUUUUGGAAUCUAGCAUGCAUUCUUCCCCAAUUUUCCUUUUCCUGGAGCACUGAAGCCUAACUUGGACAUGACAGUGGCAAAAUCCCAUGCCGAAUUCAUGAAUUGUAGAGGGGAUGAUUUAAAGUGCUUUGGGGUGGGAAGGAUGAAAAAGUUCAGUACUUAUUUCCCGACAAUAUUGCACUUUCCCCUGGUUUUAUAGGAAUUUGAUCAUGCCACUAUAACACCUAGGUUGGCCUCAAAGCAUGGCUGUAGCUUCAGGCUUGUUUACACUUCUCGGUAUUUAAAUUUGUUGAUAACAAAGACAUAACAUUAGUGCUUUGAAUAUGGACAGUUUGCUUAGUGUAUCUUGGCCCACCAAGAGCAAAACAACUUUAUACUAUGUAUACAUAUCUUAAAUUAGAAAAUACUGAAACAAAUAAUAACUAGCUACUGAAUUUCUUCUGAAUUGGUAGACAGCAAAAUGUUCAGUUAUUCAGAGUCCUUUAAAACACUGCUAAGAUUUCUGAAUGUGCACAACUGUAAACGCUUUCUACGAAAGUGUUCAAAUUUCUAGUUUCAUUCUUGGCUUUUUAAA
Gekko japonicus is the source of this 2371-nucleotide messenger RNA. RefSeq names its product 1-aminocyclopropane-1-carboxylate synthase-like protein 1. Gene Ontology annotation, biological process: biosynthetic process; amino acid metabolic process. The record is from RefSeq and is a predicted model, not a curated record. Gene Ontology annotation, molecular function: transaminase activity; pyridoxal phosphate binding. Lineage: Eukaryota; Metazoa; Chordata; Lepidosauria; Squamata; Gekkonidae. The transcript has 14 exons. The coding region runs from base 191 to 1651 and encodes 486 amino acids.